GGACUGACUUUAUUUAUUAACGCAAAAUUGUCAAAACAAGUUUGUUUCAUUUAGUAGGAUGCUCAUUAGCUCAAACAGACAGGUUAUCCGACAGUGUACCAACAGCAAUCUGAUAGGCUCAUUGAUGAAAAUGAAUAAGUCACUGUUGGAUUUGCAUUAUUUGCAGGUCAGUUUUUAGAGCAAAAGGUUCCAAAAUUACAUAAAAAAAACAAGAGAAACACAAUAAUUUAUUUCAUAGAGAUUUAAAAUAUAUGUUGCAUUAGUGUAUGAGAUUGUAUUUACAAAGAAACUGGACCAAACAAAAUAAACUACUAUUUCAGUGUUUGCCAAACUACAGCAAAAAUGUUAAUCGGCUAAAACCAUGUAAUUAUACAGCUCCUCAGUUCUUUAUAACAACAGUGUGUACUAUGAAGAGAACUGUAGAAAUAGAGGGAUUUUAUCAGUUAAAGGGACAUCUUUCAUAUUUUUUAAAAGCCCAAAUUACGAACAUACAUCCAAAUUAAGCACAGUUAUGGCCCUGAACCUUAUGUUAAAGCAAACCUCUGAAGAAAUCAAAAGUCUUUAAUGGUACAGCUGAGAGCAGGAAUCCUUCCCUUGAAUCUUGAAUUCGGCAGACUUAAAAACAUUCAUGAAGAUGAUAGGUUGUGUGAACUGAAUGAGGUGGAAAGUGAGUCAUAUUUUCUGUUAUAUUGCCCUUUAUAUGAUGAACUGAGAACUCCAUUAUUUACUGCAAUGUCUUUAAAAAAACCACAAUUUUCUGGUAUUCUGAUGAUGUUAGAAUAAACUCGCUGUUUAACCUCAAUGUUUUUUAGUUAGCUCAUUUUGUUUCUGAAGCUAGGAAAAAACGUCAGGUUUGUUUAUAUGCUAAAAUGACUUAAUGUCUGUUUUCUGGUUUUCAUCUACUAUUAUAUGUUCCUUUCCUUUUGGUGUCUUGUUAGCCGACUCGGGCUGGGCACUGUCUGUGCAUGACACGUUAAUAAAAGUUUCAACCAAUCAAUCAAUCUAUAAUCUAAGAGGGGAACAUAAAUUUAUUUGUCCAAUUGUCCAUACAACUCUGAAAAGUAUGUGCAUUUCUGUUUGACAGAGAAGAAUUACAAGAUUCAUAUAAGUAAAUUAACAAAAAAUAUGGUUUAUAUUAGAUAUACUUGAUUGCAUAAAAGUAAUAUUAAUUCUGAAUAUCAUAAGACAGGUUAUUAUUAUAAUGUGCAAGUAAUUGUAAUAAGUGACCUACUGAGUGUUGAGCAGGUAUCUUUGUGUAUAAAAUGUAUGUAUUUAUACAGAUCUUUGUUAUUUUUACAAAUAGAUUUUUUUUCUUUUUUUAAAUCUCUCAUUUGCAAGGAAGGAGCAGGACUAGAUAAGCCUUUUGCUUUACUCUGUUCCUUCUCAAACUGUUUAUUUUUGACAUACAUAUGUUGUGUUAAUUUAUCUUUGACAUGUACAGUUGUUUGGUUUACAUACGUAUUAUUUUGUUCGGUGUUUUUGUUUCUAAUUGAAAGAAAGAAAUCUUUAAUACUGUUAUUGUUAAAGUGGCCUUCUAUGAUAAGAAAUUAUCAAAUUCAAAUCAUUUGACCUUUUUAUUUUUGCAAAACUAUAGGUAAGAGUAAUAUUACUAAAGUGGGUGGUAAAAUAUUUACAAAGUCUGAUUCAAUUGUGUCUGACUGUGCAUGUGCUGUAAACCAAAUGUGUGCUUAUUCUAGCUUAACCUAAACAUCUGGAAUAACAAAAGUACAGAUCAAAAACUAAACAAAGACAUUCUUCAAAAAACAUAAUCUUCAAAUGAUACUUUAACAUCCUCAGAUGACACAGAAACAUAGCAGUUUCAAUCUAAAGUUUGGCUGCCUGCUUCCAUGUCUGUGACCUCCUCCUCCUCCAGCAAGCCACAGAACAAAGUCAAUGGUGGGCGGGACGAUGGUGCUCAGUUUUCAGCCCUUUCAGAAUGUCACAGCGAUGAUCUUAAGCUCUCAUUGGCUCCUGUCUCCAGAUACGUCACAAUCAUGAUUAGAAUUGAUGAUCUGACGUGCUGAUUUCAUUGUCUAGCAAAGGGGACUGGUGAAGAAAUCAACUGAAUUUGAACGGUCGCCUGAUUUUGAUAUCAAAAAUGGUGAGUAGGAAAGUGAUUUCUCGUUUCGCUUCCGGGAAUCCCUUACCGUGUUUGUCCAUAUCCGCUGGAAGCUCGGGUCAGUGAGAGUGGCCACGGCAGGGUCGGAAAAUCACAGAUUUGAAGGAAAAGUUCAGCCGCAGCUAUCCACUGGGAGAGCUAUGCUAAUGCUAGCUGAGUGUCUGGCUCUGUUAUGGCCGCUCAGGCCUGCAAGCUAACAGGAGAGCAGUGCUGUGCAUGGCCAUUGUGGAGAUGCGGUGCUUACCCGGUUUGUUUACAGUCUGGCUCGCUGUCGUAAAGUUAUGGCAUGUGCUUCCUGUGUGAGAAUUGUGUUUCUAAAUCUCCAGUCUGUUGCCUUGGUGGCGCACUAAUCGAAUGUGCCAACAAUUUGUUGGUUAAUUCUCUCCGUAAUGUUUCCAUAUUGACUGUAGCCAUGCGCAGUCUGCCUGAGUCAGCCUUCCAAAAUAAACCUGCCGGAUGCUUAUUGGUCGCUCAACAUUCCCGUAUGUGACUAUUUCUGUUUGCCAAAAGCUCUUUCAGUAACAUAUUAACCGUACACUCUGGAGACUCCCAGCUCUUUGCGAGGCGAGCCGAGUCCAGCCGUGACUACUUUCACUUGGCUGGCUGCUGCUGUUGUUUUUCUCUCUCUCCCUCUCUCUUUCUCAGUCCCAAAACACUAUGCACUCUGGUUUGGAAGCUGUGAUACUUCCAAUUAAACCUUUACUUUAAGUGGAAUACAUCAUAGUUUCAGUUUAGUCUGCACUUUAAUAAAUAUAAUUUACUAAUAAAGCAAGAGUUUGAUUCACUUUAGGAUGUGACUUAGUUUAAUAAAUGCUCAUAACAGAUUUGACAUUUCAGGUUGAACUUUUUCCUGCCUGAACUUGUUUAUUAAAAAAGUUUUACAGUUUAUUUUUGCCGCAAAGUAGUUACAUUUACUUUUCAUAAUAUCUUGAUCAAGGGCAAAAAUACGGUGGCUGAGAACUGCCACUGCUACAAAUAAAAAAAAGAAUGCAAAAAAAAAAGGAGCCACAGCGGACAUUACUGAUGCAGAAAAAAAGAGACCAAAGCCCACUGCAAAUAAAAAAAAGAAAUGGUGCAGAAAAAAAGCCACAAUGGAAGUGAGCUGCCAAUAAUGAUGAUGCACCGGUGUUUGACGAUCUAGGCGCAGAAGGCGACGGUGAGAAGUUAGUCGAAAGGUUAUUGUUUAAUUUCACUUCGUAAACUUUUCAAUGUGUCUGAAAAGCCUGAGUCGAUAUGAAGUUGAACUGAAGCUAACGCUACUCUGGCAUCCUCCACAUCAAUUUCAUAUCGACUCAGGCGCUACAUGGCCCAACCAAACAACACAUUGAAAAGUUUACGAAGCGAAAUAAAACAAUAACUUUUCCACUAACUUCUUUGCUCGUCUUUUCGCUGUCGUGUUCUGUGCCUGGAUCGUAAAACACUGGUGCAUCAUCAUCAUUGGUCCCUGGCAGCUCACUUCCGUUGGGGCUUUUUUUAUUUGCAUCCUUUUAUUUUCACAGUAAGAAAUCACCACUUUUUUGCGUCGUUAACUUCUGCUGUGUUUUAUUUUUUAUUUUUUAUUUUAUCUGCACUGUUUAUUUAUUUGCAGCAGGCUGUCUUUCUUUCCUUUUUUUUGCAUCAGUAACUUCUGUUGUGGUUUCUUUUUUUUUUCGGCCACCAUACAAAAAACCCUUAGGAUGAACAACAUAUUAACAUGAUUGUUACUCAAAGCAUUGACUUAUUCUCUACAAUGAGAUCGAAAAAUAUCUUCAGUCUCAACUAAGCAUUGAACAAUGGGCCGUCACUUAUUACUUUAAGUACAUAAGGAGGAAGAUUGAUUUUUUUUUUUUUUUGUCCAACUCUUUUUUAACAUAGUGUUUUGUUCUUUCUCCUCAGCCACCUAACUUCGCAGUGCGUCAGGUAAAGCAGGAGAGGAUGAGUGCAGUCAAAACCAUGCAUAUCUACAUGGAGGUUUUGCUGUGAUCUGCAUGGCAGCCCCCUCCCCAUCCAGUAGCAGAAUGGAUGCAUGGCCGCAGAGAUGGGGCCUGCAGACUGUAAGCUUACUGUAAACUAAUGUGUGAUGAAAAUAGUUCCAUGGUUUGAACUCUCUCAAAAUUAAAAACAAAAACUGCUUUACCUGCUGCACUUUUGGCCUUCAGACUGACAUUAUUGUACAGAGUUGUGGAAUAGUUGCACAGAUGUAUUGGCUAUUUUAAUGUGCUUUCAAAUCUGCUGUAAAUUUUUUUGCAGUGCAUAAGCAAAAGUCAGAUGCACAAAUACCAUGAAUUUUCCUUAUGGUUAUUAUCUGUUUGUGUUCCCUCAGAUGAACCUGCGUUCAGUGUUUACAGCUGAACAGCAGAGGAUUCUAGAACGCUACUAUGAAAAUGGGAUGACCAAUCAGAGCAAAGCUUGCUUCCAGCUAAUACUGCAGUGUGCUCAGGAGGCCAAACUGGACUUCAGUGUUGUCCGGGUAAGGGAUUUGAAAGAGAUUCCCCUAAAACUAUUAGAAGUCAAGAAUUAUUAACCUCACUGUCUCUGUCAUAUUUGCUCAAUGUUUGCAAGUAAUGUAACUGAUCUGAUUUUCUCUUUCCCUCUAGACAUGGGUUGGCAACAAAAGACGAAAGCUUGCCUCCAAGGUGGAACAAAACGGAGGCAUGUCUCAUUCCUUAUCCAGUCAUGGACUUGCUGGAGGUUUCCUCUCCAGUCACACUUUAGGUGGUGGUGCUCUAUCCAGUCAUAGCUUGGCUGCAAGGGCACUACUUCCAGCUGAAAUGGCUGCAGUGCGAAGCACCAUCCAGAAUCGUGCUCACCUUCUUCCUCCAUCCUCAUCCUUCCCUUCUUUCUCUUCAGCAUCUUCCUCUCCCUCCUCUUCUUCUCCCAUCAGCAGUGGAAGCAACAACAACAACAACAACAAUGACGUCAUACUGACGGGGAUCUACUCAUUAAACCCCGCCCCUCAUCCCAGACCAAAAGCAACAGCGCCUCCAAUGCAUUCUGACUCUGAGCUUUCUGCACACGCAUCCACAUCACUGAUCACUCAAGCCCUGCAGAGCAGGAGCAGCUCCACCUCCACACCACGACACUCCAAGCUGGUCUCGUUGUCUCAGAAUCUCCCAUCACUCACAUCUGCCUCAGGGUCUGUAGUCUACACUGCAGUCAAGAAGGGGACUUUACCCCUUGGGGAGGCAGGUGUCAGUGUUGGAGCAGGGGCAGUACCUCACAGCUGGACUAGGCAGUAUGGUUCUGUGCAAACUCGCCCUUGGUCCUCUGCCUCACAGUCCCAGACUCAGCUUCAGCCUAGACCUCACUCCAACCCUCAACCUCAACCAACAGCUCCUCAGAAGACUAGAGUCUCCCCCACAAUACAGAACUCUGGACCUGCCUCUGAACCUUCACCUCGUAUCCAGCAGGUCUUUACCUUGUCAGAAAGAGCAGACAAGGACAGAUGUAAGCAAAAUCAGGUGUCUACUUGGAAAGGCCAGGAGUGUUUUAGGCCAACACCCCUGGACAACAGUCAUAACUUCUCCAUUGCUAUGGAAACUGGGGAUGAGGAAGAUGAGUGGCAGAGAGAAGAGGAGUUGGCCACUAUGGCUGCUCAGACUCAUAUCCACAGGGAGCAGACGUCAGCCAGUCCAACCAGGAUGGAAGUAUUUGUGGUGAGGGGUGGACAUACAUCUCUUGCGACCGGCUCCAGACCUACUCUGCAUCACAGCAACACAACUCUUCAGGGCAGCUACUCCCUCACAGCACAGACCUCACUUUCAGGAGAAUCCAGCUCACAGGUAAGAGGGCUUUUGUUGUUGUUGCUGCAUUCAUUCAAAGUGAAUUUGGAAGUUCACCUGACUGUGCCUGUCAUUGUGUGAAGAUUUCACUUGGUGUGUCUGCUGCCCCCUGGGUUAUCAACAACUCCAGAAAGAGAACAGUCAGUGCUUUUUUAUCUCUUUAAAAACAGUAUUUUAAAUAAUUAAAUACAUUGAAUUUCACCCUGAUUUUGCCUGGUGUGAAAGUAUAACAAUUUUAUACAAUUGUAUAAAAAUUGUCUCCUCCAAAAUCAGCUUGGGUGCUGUGUUAUUAAAAGCAGAGGGUUGUGUUUUCAGCUGCAGGAGCGGACCCAGUUCAGUGAUGGGGACCUCAUCCAACUGAAGCGCUACUGGGACAGAGGCAUGACCAGUCUUGGCUUAGUCUGCAGGGAAAAGAUUGCUGCUGCAGCAAACCAACUGAACGUAGACACUGAAAUAGUCAAGGUGACCAGCAAACCACAAGUGUUUUGAAAUCUGUAAAAAAGAGUUCCCUUCACAUUCAACUACUGAAGUUUCAUUUCAAGAGAGAUCUGAUGUUCUUUAGUGUGUGAGUUUUGAACUUUGUUCUCAGGGUUUGGCCACUUUGUCUUUGACAUUUAGUAGCAACAAGGAUAUUUGACUUGUUGAACUUUAGUGGGCAAAAAGAAAACAGAUAGUUUUCUAGGUCACAGAAGUUUCAAACUUACUUUCUCAAAGUUGAAUAAAAGUCACACCGUUAUAUAUCAGGGCUGCAGAAGGAAUGCUGACGGACUAAAUAUAGACUCUUGGGCCUGACACACACAUGAUCCACUACCAUAUCUCUUACUAGGAUAUUUAUUUCAAGGAGUAAAGUUUUUGCCUACUCAGAGAAACAAUAUCUGAUAGGAUGACCCUCAAAUCAUUGCAAGUAUUGAACAACAUUUUACAACCAAUUUAUUUCUGUCCUGAUUUGGUACAUGUAUCCUCACUGGUCCCAGGCUUGACAGUCAACUGCCGUCACUGCCAGUUAACUGUAUGAACUGUAAUCACUAACAGGAUUUAGAUUAUGUUAUUUGCCAUGUUAGUUCCUAUAGCCUUCACGUUUAUUCUAUCAGCCAUUUUAUAGUGAAAGACAAACUGAAGUGUUAUUAUUCCAGUAUAUCACACCUGAUAUUAUUGUUUAUGUUUUUUUUCAAUUGGCAGACAUGGAUCAGCAACAGACGGAGGAAGUACCAUCUAAUGGGUAUUGAAAUCCCACCACCUAAAGGUGGGCCUGCUGUAUUCACCUCCUCCCCAGGUAAAGAAUCUCCAGUGGCUCUCAGUCCUGACGAGGAGCGGCUCAGAACAGCUGACCUUGGAGAUGAUUUGAAUGAUGGUGGAUCAAUCUGCCUGUCUGAAGGUAUGUCUUUAAAAACAGUGCACACAACAACAAUAACAAACUACCUCUGUGUAAAUGUAUGUCUUAACAAUAAUACCACUUUCUGGCUCCUAGAUGGCACCAUUGACUCACAGCAUCAAGAUGGAGAAGACAGAAUAGACACACCGAUUGCUGCCUCUCUCGCCAACGACGUGGUAAUUCAUUGUUUCUCUGUUAGCACAGAACAGCCUCAUUAAAUGUAGCCACUUUAGGUGAGUGCUGGUAGGGGAAACUUUUCUUACUCAGAUGCACCAAAUUGGAUCGCAGCUUGUACUUUCUACUCAAGCAUAUUAGUGUAUAAGUGUGUAGCAACAGAGCUACGCAAGGUGUACUUCAUUAAUCAGUUAGUAACUCAGCAUAUUUUCUCCUCAUUGUUGUUUUUUGGUUUUGCACUACAGCUGCCUAUCAAUGUUUUAUUUAACAGGCCGGCUUUACUGACAUUUUGAUAUCUCCCAGAAGGAUAAGCACACGAGUGCAUAAUACAACAAAUUAAUUUGUUGGUUUCAGGCUCCUGGUAUGGAGUGUGGUGGCAUACUGACACACUGUCGAGUCUUACCGGGACACAAGAAUAAAGCAGAGCUAUUCUGAGUUUCUUUUGUUCUAUCUCUUCCUUUUUUAAACCAAGACAACUAAAGAAGGUCUGUUGUGGCGAGCAACCUAUUUUAAGAGAAGUCGUGUAUUAUCAAUAUGGGCACUUUUUUAACACAACAGGACUGUAUUUAUAUACUGCAAAAGACUUUUUUUUAAGAUUAUUUUGAAAUAGAUUGAUUUUUACUAUUUUUCAUAUCAAUUUUCAGAAGGUCUGCUGUGGACCAAUGAAGACACCUUCACUUUAAAGCAGUUUCUUUGGAGAACAGUGUGCUGCCAAGUCAAACCAUUUCGUUUUUCAUCCAGUUCAACCUGUCACUGAAUAGUACAUCCUCUUCUGUGUGAAAGUGCACUUUUUGAGUCACUUGUUUGACAGAAUAAUUUUAACUGGUUACUUAAGGAAUCAGAUUUAGUUGACAUGCUUGUCCAGAUUGCUUAGGAAAUGCACAAUUUACGUUCAAUAUGAGUAUAAACUGUGUGAUUUGACUUUGACCGAAAAGUCCAAACUUUAUGAGGCGCUGAUUUUCUUCCGAUGUUUUUUCUUUCAGUUAAGUCAGGAUAUUUACUACUUAGUUCUCUGCUUGCUACUGUGUGUCUGAUAUCAUAAUGAUAACCAUUACUUUUGGUGAAAUACUUUAUCACAGCAGAUAGUUGCGUCUUAGCUUAUCACUUAUUUUGUGCUUGGUUUGAGUUGUUUUAACAAUAGUAUUGCAGAAAAACAGUCAAAAGUUAUCUUUAUCCUGAUUUUUAUUUUUAUUUUUUAUGCCACAGUGUUGCUUAACCUUCUGUCUUUUUAACAGAAAAUUGAAGUAAUUGAUGAGGAUGAAGAGGAUGAUGAUUAUGAUGGUGAACUGGUGGCUUCAGACCUAGAACAAAUGCAGAGCCUGCUGGAAUUCAAGGUGAGACAGGAUUUAGGACCAGGACUGAACAACCGGGUAGCCAGCACAAUUAAAGUGCAGUGACUGUAAUUAACUUUUUGCCUUUUUGAAUCCCUCUGUCCCAGCAAGAAGAAGUGCAGUUCUUAGAGAAUGAGCUAGAGAACCAAAAACAAAGAUACCAGGAGCUUUCAAACUUCACCAGGAAUCUGCUCAGUGCUGUGAGGAAUAAUGACCUGGAGAGACAGAAGGUUUAUUUGUGCUUCUAUUAAAACAUUGACAAGAUUUAUCAGAAAAUUAGUCUGGAGUUAAACAUCAUGGGCAUUUCUAAUCUCACUGUCUGCUAUUGUACAUUGGUUUAGGAACUUAUUGCCAGUCUACCUCAGCAUUCAGACCAGGACUGGGACAUGACUGUAGAGAAAGGAGCCCACCCUGCAGCUGUGUCACCAGAUGUCUCCUUCAACCACGAAGACUCCCCAGCAGCUGCUGGAGCAGCUAACAACAUGGAGCCUACACCAGCCUCAGCUUCGGACAAAGUCCCUAUGGUCACCUUAAAUGAAGACAACACUGCUACAGAAGUGACUGAGCCCUCUGCAUCAGAGGAGCAGAUACAGGAAGCAGUUUCAGAACUACAAUCACUAUCACCCGUACAUCAGCUCACGUAGACACAUACAGAUGUUUCCACAUGCGCACAGAGGCUGGUUUUACCCUAGAGGGACUUUAUGGUCUUGCAUUUACACAAACACUGUUACACUCAUGCUCUAUGCCCAGUGCCUGUGGAUUGAUGCUUCACUAUGACUGUUGGGCUGACAAAUGCCUUUUUUAUUGCAUAUCAUCCGCCUUGUUCUGGACAAGUCCAGAGAGAACAAUAAAUGACCUCUAACUUA
This is a messenger RNA of Xyrichtys novacula (pearly razorfish), 9623 nucleotides long. The record is from the annotation of a GenBank genome assembly. Lineage: Eukaryota; Metazoa; Chordata; Actinopteri; Labriformes; Labridae.